AUGGGCGUACUCAAGAGCGGAUUUCUGUUUCUAGUCUUUACUGUUUGUCUCUAUCCUGUUUUUGUAGCGCUGUUGACGGUUCCGUGGUUGCAACGACAUGCACUAUACGCCCACAAAAUCCACUCGGGCUUCUGGCACGAUGUCAACAAGCCCGAGUCCUUUGGCUUCGCAGCCCACCAAGUAACGCCCUUUAAUGUCUCCACACCAGACCACGAAGUCCUCUACGCAUGGCAUAUUCUGCCCUUAGCAACUGUAGCAGCAAAUAGGGAUGCUUUGGCUACUUCCGAUGCGUUUGAUCAAAGUUUGCCUUUGCAGUUGCUCAAGUCCGAUGAGCAGGCUAGAGUGGUGGUGAAUUUCCACGGUAAUGCGGGACAUGUGGCCCAAGGGUGGCGUACAGAUACCUAUCGCGCGUUGAGCAAUCAGCCGCAUACCCAUGUCUUCACAGUGGAUUACAGAGGGUUUGGCCGCAGCACUGGUGCACCGGAUGAAGCCGGUCUAAUCACUGAUGGCCGCGCGUUGGUCAACUACGUUCUUUCUCUGGGUAUACCACCUUCUCGCAUUGUGAUUCUUGGACAAAGUCUGGGUACUGCUGUCGCUACAGCUGUUGGCUUGAGUUUCUCGGAUCCGACUUCUGGACUGCUGCCGCAAUCUCUUGCUUACGGCAAAGUGAACAUGGAUAAAGCGGUGUUCAGAAGUAUCAUCUUGGUUGCACCAUUUGCUUCUCUACCGGACUUGUUGCUGAGUUAUCGUAUCGGCGGCCUUAUCCCAGUGCUCGCUCCUCUCCGCAACUCUGCCUUCCUGGUCAGCUUGGUUACCAAGUAUAUCCUCGAUACAUGGCCCAGUGGCCUUCGUCUUAACGCCUACGUCUCUGCUGCUUCCACUCUCUCAUCCACAAGCAACAAUGGCGCUGGCAAUGUACAUAUCCUGCACGCCAGAGAUGAUCAAGAUAUCUCCUUUGUUCAGUCUGAGAAGCUAUUUGCUAUGGCUACGGGGAAGGACGUUGAGGAAUUGCCUUUAGGGGCGAGGGAGGUGGUGGGAGAAGGGAAGGUAGGGGUCAGGGUUGAGAUGUUGGAGUUUGGAAUGCACAAUCGGGUUGUCACGUAUGCGCCUGUUGGGUUGGCUGUGAUGAGGGCUUUCGAGGGGGUGUAA
Molecule: messenger RNA, 1149 nt
Organism: Aureobasidium namibiae CBS 147.97
Lineage: Eukaryota; Fungi; Ascomycota; Dothideomycetes; Dothideales; Saccotheciaceae
Product: alpha/beta-hydrolase
Exons: 3
Coding region: 1-1149 (382 amino acids)
Source: RefSeq, a predicted model, not a curated record